AUGGCCGUUCAUUUUGAAACCCCGUCUGAGGAGGAUCAGGACGAUACAGAUGCUGGGUCCAGUGGUCUAAUGGACCCUGUAAAAGGCCAAAGAACUAGUCUCACAAAUGAUGGCAUUGCAAAUGGGGCCAGACAAGUACGAGCAGGCGAUUCGAAGUUAAGGUCCAGUGGAGAAGAUGUAAACCGUCUUGUACAGGAUUCUGUGGUAACGAAUAGCGGAACUGAGGGAGCACAAGAUUAUAGCAUGAGAAAAGUGCCUCCUCGGACGGUCGAAAUAGAGAGUGUUGAGGAAGUAGAUGAGCUGCCUGACAGCAGCACUCUCAGCAACAGGAAAAAUGCAUAUGCAAAAUUUAAAAAGAAACUGAAAAAGGGCUUUAUAAACAGCAAGUUUAAAGGCCGAAAUAGUCCAGAUGAUGAUAAUAAGAUGGAAUUUGAGAUGACUGACCUGGCUGAUGCCGAUGGGACUGAAACUAUUGAUAUAGAUGCAGACGAUGGGAUGAGCUCCAAUACGCACCAUCGUCGACAUCCAUUAUUUGACGAUGCUGAAGAGGAAGGAUAUAUCGAGCUUACACCGCAGGACGAUUCUCCAUAUCCCGAGGUACGUGCAUCGGUGCCAAAUGUAGAUGAUCCCACAAUUCCCCAUAAUACGGUGCGAAUGUGGACCAUCGGUCUGCUCAUGACAACUCUCGGUUGUGGAUUAAACGUAUUGUUUUCGUUGCAUUCACCGGUGUUUCAGAUCUCCACAUUUGUGUCUGCUAUCACAGCUUGGCCGUUAGGACGGCUAUGGGACCACAUAGUGCCGAAUGUGACGGUGUUUGGACUCCAACUUAACCCCAGUCCGUUCAAUAUUAAGGAACAUGCGUUGAUAACAAUCAUGGCUAAUGUCUCAUUUGGAAGUGGAGCUGCAUAUCUCACUGACGUAAUUAUCACCAUGCGACACUUUUAUGGCAUGGAUUUUGGGUGGGGAUUCCAAAUCGUGGCUAUUAUCGCGUCCCAGACUAUAGGAUACUCGAUCGCAGGGCUUGUGAGGAGGGUUUUGGUUUAUCCUGCAUCUAUGAUUUGGCCAUCGAACCUCGUGGCUACAACGUUUCUGACCAAUAUUCAUUUAAAAGUCAACCAUAUUGCGAAUGGAUGGCGGAUAUCUCGGUUGAGAUUCUUUCUCACUGUAAUGUUUUGCUCUAUGCUGUGGACUUGGUUCCCAGGAUUUCUGGCUCCAUUUGUAUCUGAUUUCUCCAUUGCUUCUUGGAUCACUCCUCAGAAUGUUGUAAUCAACCAAUUGUUUGGUGUACAGCAGGGGUUGGGCAUGCUGCCAAUAACUUUUGACUGGAACCAGAUAGCUGGGUACAUUGGAUCGCCUCUGAUUCCACCAUUUUUUGCUAUUGGUAAUAUCAUUGCCUCGAUUUUGUUGAUAUUCUGGAUAGUGGUACCCAUCAUACAAUAUUCCAAUAUCUGGUUCGGACAUUACCUACCCAUGUCAAGUAUUAAUACCUAUGAUCGAUUCCAAGGGCUGUAUAAUGUGUCAAGAAUUCUUACUCCUGAGACGAAAAUUUUUGAUCUGCAAGGUUAUAACAACUAUUCACCAAUCUUCCUGUCAACCACAUAUAUAAUCUCAUAUGGCAUGUCGUUUGCGUCGAUAUCAUCUACAAUCACUCAUAUGCUUUUAUUUGACAGAGAAGAUAUUAUGUACUAUUGGAGAAACUCACGAAACGAACCUGACGAUAUUCAUAUGCGCUUAAUGAAGCGAUAUAAAGAAGUUCCUGAUUGGUGGUUUGCUGUUUGUUUUGUGCUGUUUUUCGUUCUUGCUGUUGUUAGUGUUCGUGCUUGGGAUACCGGUUUGCCAGUAUGGGCUCUAGUUGUUGCUCUUUUCAUUGCCCUUGGACUGCUUAUUCCAGUUGCGUUCAUUUAUGCCUUAACUAAUAUCCAAGUGGGUCUUAAUGUUAUGACUGAAUUCAUCGUUGGUUAUCUUGUACCAGGAAGACCCAUUGCAAUGAUGAUGUUCAAAACCUAUGGAUAUAUCACCAAUGCUCAGGCUGUAAGUUUCUUACAAGACAUGAAACUCGGGCACUAUUUAAAAAUUGCCCCUAGACUACUAUUCACUGCCCAGUUGGUGGCUACUAUAUGGGGAUGUAUGGUUCAAUUGGUAAUAAUGAACUGGUGCCAAGCUUCAAUUAAAAAUAUUUGUAGUGCUGACCAGCCGGAUAACUUUUCUUGUCCUCAGGCUACUGUAUUUUUUAAUGCAUCAGUAAUCUGGGGUGUAAUUGGACCUCGUCGUCAAUUUGACAGUGGAUCACUUUAUCAUAGCACUUUGUAUUUUUUCAUUUUAGGCGCUGCUCUACCGAUUAUAAGCUGGCUUAUUCUCAAAAGGUGGCCGAAAUCAUCUUUCAGAUAUGUUCACUGGCCAGUAUUCUUCAAUGGAGUGGGGUAUAUCCCCCCUGCUACCCCCUAUAACUAUGCAACGUACUGUGUGGUUGGCUAUAUUUUUGGCUACUGGAUCAAACGUAAUUGGUUCAACUGGUGGGCAAAAUAUAACUACACCUUGUCAGCAGGCCUCGACCUCGGCCUGGCUUUGGGAUCUUUACUAAUAUUCCUUGUCAUGUUAUCGCCGCGAGUCCAUCCCCCCAACUGGUGGGGAAGUACUGGUGGUGCUUUUAACAAUGCUGAUGCUCUUGCCAUGCCUCUUAAACAGCUGGGUCCCGGUGAAGCAUUUGGGCCAAGCACUUGGUAA
Messenger RNA from Sugiyamaella lignohabitans, 2724 nucleotides. RefSeq names its product oligopeptide transporter OPT1 (gene OPT1). NCBI's taxonomy places the organism in Eukaryota, Fungi, Ascomycota, Dipodascomycetes, Dipodascales, Trichomonascaceae. The record is from RefSeq and is a predicted model, not a curated record. The transcript has a single exon. Gene Ontology annotation, biological process: transmembrane transport. Bases 1 to 2724 code for a protein of 907 amino acids. Gene Ontology annotation, molecular function: oligopeptide transmembrane transporter activity.